Molecule: messenger RNA, 1287 nt
Organism: Fusarium pseudograminearum CS3096
Lineage: Eukaryota; Fungi; Ascomycota; Sordariomycetes; Hypocreales; Nectriaceae
Exons: 1
Coding region: 1-1287 (428 amino acids)
Source: RefSeq, a predicted model, not a curated record
AUGUCGGAAGCCAUGCCUCUGCCAUACACAACUGUUACGAGCUGGCCCCCAGGCACGUAUCACAGUCCUCGAGGACCAACACAUCCUCAAUCCAUACUCCAGUAUGAACACCAGCUACAUCAUCCAGCAAGCUAUAACGGCAGCGCACCUGAAAACCGUCGCCCUUCACAGCUGCAGACCUCGCAACACCCGAGAACUAGCCAUGUCCACCAAUUAGCCGACAUGUCGAGCUCUAUUCCGCAACACCCAUAUCCUCCGCAGCCGCUUGGGGUACACCCCCACUAUUCUGUUAGCAACAUGGCCGGCUAUCACGAAAGAUUCGGCAGCAGACAAGGUCACCACUCGACUCACCCUUCGCAUUCAACACCAGGAGAGCAAAUGCCUUCAUUAGCAAAUGCUCAACCCGUAGCAACAAACGAUGUGCAGCCUACGCAUCGUACGGGGUAUCAAAUCACGGGGUAUCAAUUUGACCCAAGAGCUCCUCCGACUGCCAGUGGACCACAUGAUUUGGUCAGCCCUAUGAUGUCUCCUGCCGAACUACGACCGGAUCAUAUGAGAAUAUCGGAUCUUGUUGUCUCUGGCCGAAGUAACGCGGGAGCCAUGUACGGUAGCACACAACCACAUGGCAUAUCCUACAGUCUUAAAAUACGACAACAACCGGUCGCGGCUAGAUCGUGUGGCUUCGGCGAAAGGGACCGAAGAGUGAUUGAUCCGCCUCCAAUCGUUCAACUUAUCAUUGAGGGCCCAAAUCUUACCAAAGACGAGCUUUCCAAACAUCUUCGAUACCCCCAUUAUGUUAUGAGCUGCUCUAUCGUCGACGAGACAGGAGCCCAUGACGCAUCUUUCAUGCCUGAGGAGUAUCGGCAACAGCGCCGACUUAUGGGGUCGUUAGUCAACGCCCCUUUUGUUGGCAAGGAUGAGCACGGCGAAGAAGGAACUUUCUUCUGCUUUGCGGACUUAUCUUGCAGAACCCCAGGGUCGUUUCGACUCAAGUUCAGCAUGGCCAAAAUCGACCCUCUUCGCGGAAAGGAAGUGGGACGUUUUCCCAAUCUUGCUCAAGCCCAAACUGAAGUUUUCACGGUCUACACAGCAAAGGAUUUCCCGGGAAUGCAAGCAAGCACGAAACUGACCAAGCGGCUCAAAGAGCAAGGAUGCAUCAUUUCUAUUAAGAAAGGGAAUGAUCGAUCUAAGAAUGCUAGAAGCCACGACGAUUCAAGCGAGGGAGAUCAAGACGAUGGUGAGAUUGCAGCGCAAAGCAAGAGGCGGCGGCGCUCUACACGACAAUAG